Molecule: messenger RNA, 303 nt
Organism: Trypanosoma brucei brucei TREU927
Lineage: Eukaryota; Euglenozoa; Kinetoplastea; Trypanosomatida; Trypanosomatidae
Exons: 1
Coding region: 1-303 (100 amino acids)
Source: RefSeq, a predicted model, not a curated record
AUGUUGGUAGCGUUGCUUGACUGUAAGACGUGCCCAUGUGCGUUUUCUCUCAUUUUACCCCUGACGGUUUACCCGUUUCGUCCGUGUGCUACACCCCCUUUUCUUUGUUUUGUGUUUGUUGCUUUCAUUGUUGCUAACGCGUGCGGUUUAUGUGUUUCUCAGUCAGUGGUAGAGCAGGCGGGAUGGGCAUAUUACCACUGCACUUCUUCUAUUUUAAAAGCCACGUGCAAUCGGCACGAAUGUGAGGGUUCUGCCGCAGCAUAUGCACUAGUGCUGUACAGGCCUUCCAUCCACGGAGAGUGA